AUGGCGGGGGAGAGUGCUCCAUCAGCCGCUACUGAAUACCUGCAUAGCACAGAGAUUGAGGUUGUAGGUUCUGAUGCUGGACUACCUAGGCUCAAAUUUCCACUGAAGCACUGCUUAGGCUACAUAGGAAAACAAGCCUAUGCAAUUGAGCACUUACUAAAACUCUCUUGUUCUACUCUGAAGUUAACCACUAUCAUCAAAAUGUUCUGUGGAGACUAUGUGCAAGGAACCAUUUUCCCAGCUCCCAAUUUCAAUCCCAUAAUGGAUGCCCAAAUGCUAGGGGGAGCACUCCAAGGAUUUGGCUGUGACAAAGACAUGCUGAUCAACAUUCUAACUCAACGUUGUAAUGCACAAAGGCUGAUGAUUGCGGAGGCAUACCAGAGUGUGUAUGGCCGGGACCUAAUUGGUGACCUGAAGGAGAAGCUUUCAGAUCACUUCAAAGAUGUCAUGGUUGGCCUCAUGUACCCACCGCCAUCUUACGAUGCUCAUGAACUCUGGCAUGCCAUGAAGGGAGCAGGCACUGAAGAAAAUUGCCUCAUUGAUAUUUUAGCUUCAAGAACAGAUGGAGAAAUUUUCCAGAUGCGAGAAGCCUACUGUUUGCAAUAUAGCAGCAACCUUCAAGAAGACAUUUACUCAGAGACCUCAGGACACUUCAGAGAUACGCUCAUGAACCUGGUCCAGGGAACCAGAGAGGAAGGAUAUACAGACCCUGCUCUGGCUGCUCAGGAUGCAAUGGUCCUGUGGGAAGCCUGUCAGCAGAAGACAGGGGAACACAAAACCAUGCUGCAAAUGAUCCUGUGCAACAAAAGUUAUCAACAACUGUGGCUGGUUUUCCAGGAAUUUCAAAAUAUUUCUGGGCAAGACAUGGUAGAUGCCAUUAAUGAAUGCUAUGAUGGAUACUUCCAAGAGUUGCUAGUUGCAAUUGUUCUCUGCGUUCGAGACAAACCAGCCUAUUUUGCUUAUAGACUGUAUAGUGCAAUCCAUGACUUCGGUUUCCAUAACAAAACCGUAAUCAGGAUUCUAAUCGCCAGAAGUGAAAUAGAUCUGAUGACCAUCAGGAAACGAUACAAAGAAAGAUACGGAAAAUCCCUGUUUCAUGACAUCAAAAAUUUUGCUUCAGGGCAUUAUGAGAAAGCUCUGCUUGCCAUCUGUGCCGGGGAUGCUGAAGACUACUAA
Molecule: messenger RNA, 1176 nt
Organism: Mirounga angustirostris (Northern elephant seal)
Lineage: Eukaryota; Metazoa; Chordata; Mammalia; Carnivora; Phocidae
Gene: ANXA10
Product: annexin A10
Exons: 14
Coding region: 1-1176 (391 amino acids)
Cellular component (GO): cytoplasm
Molecular function (GO): calcium ion binding; calcium-dependent phospholipid binding
Source: RefSeq, a predicted model, not a curated record